This is a messenger RNA of Drosophila willistoni, 1777 nucleotides long. Its product is annotated as proton-coupled folate transporter. Gene Ontology annotation, cellular component: membrane. The record is from RefSeq and is a predicted model, not a curated record. Bases 135 to 1619 code for a protein of 494 amino acids. Gene Ontology annotation, molecular function: transmembrane transporter activity. Gene Ontology annotation, biological process: transmembrane transport. NCBI's taxonomy places the organism in Eukaryota, Metazoa, Arthropoda, Insecta, Diptera, Drosophilidae. The transcript is spliced from 8 exons.
CCAAAUAAAAAUAGUAAUUUCUACAGCUUUUUCAUUUAGUCUGUUUCUGUAGUUCAACGAGUUGCAAACAGGAAUUGUUGCUGGGCUAACUGUUAUCUAUCAUAGAGUUAAAAUUAUAUGAUAAAGAUUCAAUUAUGGUGAACAUUACUGAUGAUGAGCACUUAGCCACCAACUCAGAUGAUGCAACAUACUCCGGACAAUGGAAUGCAUUAACGCCACCUGCCGAAGAAGAGGAACCUUAUCGUUAUUUCAUCUUAGAGCCCGCAGUAUUCUUAAUCUUUCUUGCCAAAUAUUUAUCUGGGACUGUUUAUCAAAAUCAAAUCCUUUACCAAACCUGUCUCACAAUUUUGGAGGUCAAUGCAACUGAAUGUGAAGCUCUGAAGGGUCUUAAUCGGGAGUCUGAUGAGAUUAAAAAGCUAGAGGUUAAAGUGCAGGAAUACUCGGCAGACAUUAUGAUGACUAACUCCUUAUUUGAUAGCAUUAUACCAGCCGUUAUCAUUCUAUUCCUGGGACCCUGGUCGGAUAAGUUUGGUCGUCGACCCAUUUUGUUGACCACAUUCUCUGGCUAUCUGAUUAGCUGCAUCGCGUUAAUUGUUCUUAGCUUCAUAACUGAAACCACUAACAUCAGUCCUUGGUGGUUUACUCUAUACUCAGUGCCUUCUAUUUUUUGUGGAGGAACUUGUGCCUUGAUAACUGGCAUCUAUUGCUACAUAUGUGAUGUGGCCAAAGAGAGGAAUAGAGCUCUAAGAAUGGUGCUAAAUGAGGCGGCAUUGUGUUCAGGAAUGAUGAUGGGCAAUGUGGCGAGUGGAUAUAUUUAUGCCGCAACAAGUGCGCUGACCCUUUUCAUCAUUGCUGGUUGCCUUAUGCUGCUAUCCCUAAUCUAUAUAGUAUUUUUUGUUCCAGAGAGUUUAAAGCCUGAGGAUAUUCAAACAGGGUCCCGAAUUCGCGAAUUCUUUCGCUUCGAUUUGGUAAAGGAUCUAAUUCGUACAUGCUUUAAAACUCGACCGAAUUAUGAUCGAGCUAUUAUCUGGAUGACGAUGAUCGUAUUGACCAUUAUGAUUUUUGAUAUGGAGGGUCUAACCACUAUAAACUAUAUGUUUGUUCGAGAAAAAUUCAAUUGGACCGUUAAGGAUUUUAGCUUAUUCAAUGCAGCACGCAUAGUUGUCCAAAUUGUGGGCAGUAUUGUGGGCACAAUUAUGCUACGCCGGCUCUUCAAACUGUCAAUCAUAACAAUGGCUAUGCUCGCGUUGGCCUGCUGUGUCCUGGAAAGUACGGUAAGAGCCACCGCUCAAUAUUGGCAGGAAAUGUAUUUUGGCAUGUCUUUGGGAAAUAUGCGCGGGGUUUUGGGGCCCAUGGGUCGAGCCAUUAUAUCGCAUAUAGUCCCAAUAUCGGAACUAGGAAAACUAUACGCUCUUACCACAUCUGUAGAAUUUUUGUCACCAUUAGUGGCUGCUCCUUUAUACACGACCGUUUAUAAGGCCACAGUAAACAGUUAUCCGGGGGCGUUCAAUUUCAUCAGCGCAGGAUUAUACUUCUUCAGUUAUAUACUAGUCGCAAUCAUUUUUGGAAUUCAGAAGUCAAUGGAUUACGAUGGUGUCUAUCAAGCUAUUGGCAGCUAAAUACACAAACCCCAUCCUGUUAGGAGGGAAAUACAUAUAAACUUAUUUAGUAGGUAAAUUUCAUAUAUAAUUUUCCAAUGCAUUAGAAUUUUGAAUUAUAUGUUAUCGAUUAACAAAUAAAAAGUUAUCGAUUGUCAGUUGCCACAUCUGAAAACAUA